This is a messenger RNA of Durusdinium trenchii, 1482 nucleotides long. NCBI's taxonomy places the organism in Eukaryota, Dinophyceae, Suessiales, Symbiodiniaceae. The record is from the annotation of a GenBank genome assembly.
AUGCAGCAGCGCGGGUGGACCGACGAAGACCCUCGCCUGACGAGCGUCGCAGUGAGGAGGAUUUUGAAGAGUCGAGGGAAGAAGGGCUUCGGCAAUGCCAGAGAGGUGCGAAAGAAGAUCGAAACGGCCACAGCUGUUGCCAUGAGCCGGGAGGACUUUGAGCCAUCGAGCAUGAUUCUUCGCUUUGCUGACGUGGUUGGAGAGGACCCUCGCGGUAACGCCAAAUUGAAGACUGUUCUGGAUAAAAUGGAGAAGAAGAUCGGCUGGAAGAAGAUAAAAGAGGCCGUUAAGGAGCUCAUUACUGUGUGCGGCACCAACUAUCAGCGUGAACUUGACGGUCAAGCUCCGCUACCCGUUUUCCUGAAUCGGCUUUUUCUGGGAAAUCCUGGCACAGGCAAAACCACCUGCGCCAGCAUGUAUGGAGAAAUAUUGAAGCACUUGGGCUUUUUGACUUCUGGCGAAGUGGUCUUCAAGACUGCUGGUGACAUGGGUGGUGCAGUUGUCGGAGAAGCGCAGCAAAAGGUCCUCAGCAUUCUUCAGUCGGCUGCAGGGAAAGUCCUGGUCAUUGACGAGGCUUAUAACUUGGAUGAUAACCUCUAUGGCAAGCAGGUGUUGGAUGUGUUGGUGGAGAAGAUCCAAGGAACGGAGAAUGAUGACAUCGCGGUCUUGCUGCUGGGCUAUGAGGAACCCAUGUCGGCAAUGCUGCGAAAUCAGAACCCUGGAUUGGCAAGGCGAUUUCCCUUAGAGAUGGCGUUCCGAUUCGAAGACUACAAUGACCAGGAGCUAAUGGAAAUCUUGCGCUUAAACUGCAAGCAGAAAGAUCUGAAGCCAAGCAUCGAAUUUCAAGAGAAGGCUCUGAGGAAGCUUGGAAUGCUCCGCCAGAGUUCUGCAAACUUUGGCAACGCCGGGGCGGUGGAAAAUCUCUUGAAGUCGGCAAUGCUCAAGGCAUCGGCUCAAGGCAACGGACUUGCCUUGCAACCGGAUGACAUCGACGUUGGGCCAGAGGCCGACCUUCACGAGGACCCCUUCGCUCCCCUUGACAAGCUCUAUCGAAUGGAAACCGUGAAGCAGAAGCUCCAACAGCUCAGCAAUGCUUUCACGGUGGCACAGCAGGAGGGCUCGGAGUUGCCUGAGCUGGGUCACUUCGUCUUCACCGGGGCGCCUGGCACUGGGAAGACUACAGUGGCACGUGUUAUGGCCAGGAUUCUGUUCCAGCUUCGCCUUCUUGGAAGUGAGAACGUACAAGAAACCUCGGGGCUGAACCUGACUGGCGAGUAUGUGGGGCAAACGAAAAAGAAGGUGGAAGAGAAGCUGGACGCGGCCAAAGGUGGCGUUCUCUUCAUUGAUGAGGCUUAUGAACUGGGCAAAGGGCGCUUCGGUGCAGAGGCCUGUACAGCCAUUGUGGCGGCCAUGACAGAUCCGAAGUACAAAGGCUCGAGUCUCUCGGAAGAGUGCUUUGGAAGAAAAGACAGAGCGCUUUAG